AGUUGUCGCGCAGUCAGGCUUUCUCAAUUGUUCGGCAUUUUUUGCACAUGUCAGUAUAUCUUGCAGAUAAAAUAUUUUUUGCAGCCUUAUUUUACGUUGCAGUUUCGUACUUGAGGAAAUUGUAUCUUUCAGCCUAUUUCUAAGGUCUACAAUUCGUGUUCCCAUCGGAAGCCGGCAACCAGCAAUCUCUGCUAUUCGGUCACAUUUAACAAUGGCUAUCCACAGCAUAUUUGUCGUCAUACUGAUUUCCCUGGGGUUGAUGCAGAUGGUAGCAUCCCAAGGAUUAGCCAUCGCUCAGCCGCAGUGUCCACUUGUGCUAUGUGCUCAGUGUGUUCCCACGCAAUUCGCUGCUGCAGGUACCGCCCAAAGCGCCGUCAUUGGCGGAACCGGCCAGUGCCCAGGAUGCCCAUCCUGUAACGGCGGUGGUGGCCCGAAUCCCCCCACCAACAUCUGCGCCAUGGUGUUAUGCGCCCCCAACUGCCGGCCAGCUCAUCCCAUCAAUCCUACUAGCGCCAGCCAGUGCUGUAUCUGCACUCCAACAGAUAUCUCGCCGGGCUAGCAAAACCGAGCUAUGACCUUAUAUCGAGCUGUCGAGAUGUGUUUCUUCUGUACAUACUUGCUGUCUGUCUUGCUGAACUCUCUAUUCACGUAAACACUGUUUUUCUCGUUGUUUAGCUUACAUAAGCGCUUUCGCGUACAGUGGCAAAAAAACACCGGCAUUGUUUUUUUGUGUUCGCGUGGUCGACAUCCGUGAUGUUCGUAAACAUGUUUACUGAUUUUCGGUGGAAACCUGUUAUUGUACUUACCUGCCCGCAGCCAACUCGCUUUAGCAUGCACAACAGUAGUUUUCGCUGAUAAGCGGACGUCAAAUGCAGUAAGCAACGUUUAGAGAGUAUACUGCAUAGGUACGGAAUUUGGCGCUUCUACAGAUUAUGCUGCAGAAGUUGCAGUACUCUGUACUCUGCACUUUUUUGUCCUUAAUUUUGUUAUUUAUCGC
Molecule: messenger RNA, 997 nt
Organism: Paramacrobiotus metropolitanus
Lineage: Eukaryota; Metazoa; Tardigrada; Eutardigrada; Parachela; Macrobiotidae
Exons: 3
Coding region: 212-559 (115 amino acids)
Source: RefSeq, a predicted model, not a curated record